This is a messenger RNA of Plectropomus leopardus (leopard coralgrouper), 2131 nucleotides long. It is a transcript of the gene gpr135, whose product is annotated as G protein-coupled receptor 135. The record is from RefSeq and is a predicted model, not a curated record. NCBI's taxonomy places the organism in Eukaryota, Metazoa, Chordata, Actinopteri, Perciformes, Serranidae. Gene Ontology annotation, cellular component: membrane. Gene Ontology annotation, biological process: G protein-coupled receptor signaling pathway. Gene Ontology annotation, molecular function: G protein-coupled receptor activity.
AAACUGAAAACCACAAACAGAUGAGGGGGAGUUCUCAGCAGCUGCAUCUGACUCCAUGACACCAACAUGGACUGACUGUAAUCUGGAUGGAUGUGUGUGAGACGAGGGAUGACCUUUGUUGGGCUGUUCUUACACUCCAUCGAUGGAUUCGCCUGUUAGCACGGCCCUGCGGGGCGGUGGCGGCAGUAACUACACAGCUGACACCCCAGGUCCGAGCCUCACUGACCAGCUGGGCACCACCUCACCUGUUGUGCCGAGGGUUGUUUCCAUAGUAACCAGCCUUGUGACAGCCACCACCGAGGCCACGGUUGGAAACACAGGAAACCUAUUGACGUUCAGGGACCAAAGAGGGAGCGAGCUCAGUCAGAUCCAUCAGGCGUCAACCCCGUCGGUGCUGAGCGCCGCUGAGAGUAACUCCGUCCUGCAGGGCAUCACGGUGGCAACUCAGGCGCUGGUACUCCUCUCCAUCUUCCUCCUCUCCAGCCUUGGUAACUCUGCAGUCGUCAUCGUCAUCAUCAAACACAGACAGCUCCGAACGGUGACCAAUGCUUUCAUCAUGUCGCUGUCUCUGUCCGACUUCCUCACUGCCGUCCUGUGUCUGCCGUUCUCCUUUGUCAUGCUCUUCAGUAAGGACGGGAUGUGGAUGUUUGGGGAUCGUUUCUGUGUGGCAAACGGCUUUUUCAACACCUGCUUCGGGAUCAUUUCCACCCUCACAAUGACUCUGAUCUCCUUUGACAGGUACUACGCCAUAGUCAGACAGCCACAGGCUAAAAUCGGACGGCAGAAAGCAACUCAGCUGUUGAUUGCCGUGUGGUUAACUGCAGUAAUUUUCUCUCUGCCUUGGUAUCUGUUGGUUCCAACACCAACAGAAAUCCAUAAGCGAGGGUUCUACCACUGUAUGUAUGUGUUCCACUCUGGAACCUCACGCAUGGGGACUGCUUAUAGCAUCUGCCUUAUUGUUGUGUGCUAUUUACUGCCCUUCUCUCUCAUGUGUUUCUGUCACUAUAACAUCUGUAAGACAGUCCGUCUCUCUGAAAUCAGAGUCAGGCCAGUGACCACGUACGCAUACUUAUUGCGAUUUUACAGUGAAAUGCGAACAGCCACCACAGUCCUGAUCAUGAUUGUUUUCAUCAUCUUUUGUUGGGGUCCGUAUUGUUUAAUGGGGUUGGUCGCAGCGCUAGGGGACUACACAUUUAACCCUGCAAUGGAUACAGUUGCCAUCUGGCUAGCCUGGGCAAACGGAGCCAUCAACCCCCUAAUCUACGCCCUGAGGAACCCCAAUAUAUCCAUGCUACUAGGGCGGAGCAGAGAGGAGGGCUAUCGGACCCGAAAUAUUGCAGCGUACCUCUCCAGCCAAACCCAGAACCGUGAGAUUCGGCUCAACCAAGCUGAGAGGAUAAGGGACCGCUACGUGAGUCGAGUAGGGGUGAACAAUAACAGCAGAUUGUCAAGUUCAAGUCCCGGAAAAGGGGGAGGGGGCGGAGAGGUAGCAAUGUGGGCUUGUAAAAACCCUGCGGUGUUCUUCUGCAGGGAUGCCCAGCCGGACACCGCAACUCUACCCAACUCUAUCAGUGCUCCUAAGAUGAAGACAGCCGACACCAGCCUGUGACAUUCUGAAGAAUGAGCUGGUGAAGGUUCUCAAUCAUCCACGUCAUGGAAAUUCUAAGUGCUAUAUCGCAGGCAACUGGACUUAUUUGAGUUUCUUUACGUUUUACCUCUCAUCCUUAACACCUGGAUCAACAUCAGUGUUCUUGUGUUGCAUUGAGACUUUUAUUGCUAGCAUUAAAGCACGUGAAAAAAAGCAGCUUUGCAAGAAAUGUCCUGCCUGUCCUUUAGCAAACUGCAAAAAAUAUUAAAAAGUUACAUGGAAGAUGGACUCCAGUUAUGGUGUAUCUGAAUACCUAGGCAUGUAAUAAGAUGCUCUUAAAAAAGGUAAAUUGAAUGAAAAAGCUCCCUGUCAAGGAAUCUCCAACAAUGUUUGAUGUUCAGUGUUAUUGACACUGAAAUUUAACUUAAGUCUUUUUUUAAAAGAGAGACAAUGAAGUAUCUAAAAAUAAGCUGGGAGUGUAUUAUAAAAUGAGGGAAUAAUUAUCUUAAUUAUAUAUUUAAAAAAUAUAUUUAUUUUCUUGGU